UAUCAUUCUUCGAAAGAUCCUAACUCGGAACUUGGCUAUGUUCUCGAUUUUGUCUAGUUGAGGGAUCUUUAAAAUACGACAAAUAAAAAGAUACGAGAGUCGAGGGAAACUGUGGUUUGUUUUAUCACUGAUUUAUAGUAUUUUUACUCAACAUUCAGAAUAAAGAGAAAAUCAUGACGGGAAUAUAUUUAUAGUAGUUUGGUCUUCCUGUGUGACAUUCAGAAUAAAGAGAAAAUCGUGACGGGAAUAUAUUUAUAGUAGUUUGGUGUUCCUGUGUUACUAAAAAUAGAAUUGACGUACUACUGAAUCAUGCCAAAGAGUAUAAACUUAUGAGUCGCAUUCUAAUUCAUAUAAUUUUUGUGUCAGCAUUUCGGUCAGUUCAGUUUGGAAACAUUUGUAGAGCUAAAUUCCUUCUGAGUUUUUAUUUUUGGUAAAGUUUUAUCUUCAUUUUAUACUUUUUAUUGACGAUUUAAUGACGAUGGUGGCUGCACAAGUAAUCUUGCCCUACAAACGUUCUCGUAAACUCAAUUUUCCCAAGUCCAUCAGUUCUUCCUUGAAGUGUGAAAUCUGCGAAGAUCUUCUUAAUAAACCCAAGCAAUCUAGUUGUGGACACCGAUUCUGUCAGGACUGCUAUGAACAACUGGUAAAGGAUUCUUCAGGAGCUGCAAGUUGUCCAGUCGAUGGGAAUGAACUAACAUCUGAAAAUGUAUUCCGCGAUCGAUACUGUGAGAGAGAUAUUCUGAACCUAGAUUGUUACUGCUACAACUAUGAAAAAGGCUGCAGAUGGCUUGGUCAACUACACGAUUUAGAGAAGCAUGAGGAGAAGUGCGAAUAUUCACUCAAGCAAUGUCCCAAUCCUGGCUGUAAUGAAAAAAUAGAAAGAAGACAUCUGGAUGAUCACGUGAAAAACACGUGCAACUUUAGACUGAUCAUGUGCAAGAACUGUGGUGCAAACGUGAUUCAUAGCAAUGAAAAGCUGCACAAUGAAAAAUGUCCAAAGGUUGAGGUCAAGUGUACCAAUGGAUGUGGUGCAAUGAUUGCACGAGGAGAUCUUGAGGAACACGUUACAAAACAAUGCCUCAAUGCACCGGUGGCCUGCGCAUUGGAACAAGGUGGCUGUCAUUUCAAAGGAUCGCGAGGAGAUGUCGAAGAACACGAGUCUACAGCAAUAACACAACACAUUCAAAUACUAGGCGACCAGCAGAAGGAAUAUUCUGAAAAUAUGCAGCAAUUGAAUGAUAAAAUCAAGAAGAUGGAGUCUGAGAAAGAAUAUCUUGAAUCACAAAUGAUAGAAAGCAGAGAAGCCUUAGCAUAUACCAAACAAGACCUGCAGACCCAGGGGACAAAGAUGGGGAUCCUAGAAAAGAACAUCACGAAACAAAAAGAAGAACUGGUAAGAAUAAAAGAAAUCCUAGAUAAUAUUCAACAUGAAAGAGGCUCGGAUACCGUAAUAGAGUCUCAAAUUGGGGAGAUUAUCUCGCUCUUAGAGAGUCAAGGAAAACGAAUAUCAGAUCUUGAAGGACAAUUGAUUCAAGAUCGAGAGACGUCUGGACUGGGUACUAGCUAUCUUGCUAAGAACUCGAUGAGCAGCGGCAGACGGCUCGAGAGGAAUGAGCAUAUUUGCGCUCUGAGUGAAGCUAGGAUCAAUCAACAUGACAUUAGACUACAAAUGCUUGAAGCAACRUCAUAUGAUGGGACAUACAUAUGGAAAAUAGAUGAAUGGCCCACGAGAGUAAGAGAAGCAAGGAUAGGAAAAACUACCUCGAUAUACAGCCCUCCUUUCUAUGUAGGGCGCUAUGGGUACAAAGUAUGUGGACGUCUCUACCCCUGUGGGGAUGGCAUUGGCAAAGACACUCACAUUUCCUUGUUUUUCGUUGUGAUGAAGGGGGAAUUUGACGCUCUUUUACAAUGGCCGUUUGGUCAAAAAGUUACUUUCAGACUUAUUGAUCCAAAUAACUUGCAGGAUGUAACGGAUUCAUUUCGUCCUGAUCCGAAAAGUUCGAGCUUUCAAAGGCCCAAGAGCGCGAUGAACAUCGCUUCGGGAACGCCACAGUUUGUAAGCCAAAAGGAUCUGAUUAGUAGAGGAUAUGUUGUUGAAGGCACUCUGUAUAUCAAGAUAACUGUAGACAGAACUGGCUUAAGAGAACUAUGAGUUCAAUCUUAGACAUCUUAGUCAUAAAAAUUUAAUUAUAUAUAUAGUUUUUUUAUUUAAACAUAUAAAUUGUCUCCAAGAGCUCUCAUGCGAGCUCAUCUAGGGAGAUCACUUAAUAUAAAUUUACAAAAUUAGAUAGGGUACUCAAAGUAAUUAACAAAAUAGCACAUAAGAGAUGAGGCGGUAAGCCGUGUGGGAUGGGCUCGGAAAUCGUAUAAGGGCAUGCGUAAUAGGUAAAUUACGAGCCUUAUAUGAAACGACUGAAGAAGAGGGCCAAUGGGCCUUUCACAACUUCAAGUCGCGUAAAAAUGAGCCAGCUCAACUAGAAACCGUGGACAGCUGUCUCGGCCUGUAUUGGGCCUCGUCAGCACGAAAAAGUAGUACAUGAAAGAUGAUAGUAGUAAAGCGUACAGAUUUUUACAAAAAUAAUAGAUAAUCAUUAAACUAUAAUUAUACUAUAUAUUUAUUAGAAUAAUAUAUAAUUAUUAAACUAUAAUUACACUAAAUAUAUAUUAGAAUAAUAUAUUAUUAUUGUUAUGGCCCUCAUGAUGAUAUAGAUAUAUAUUAGGCUAUUUAUUUAUUCAUAUCCAUACGGCUUAUUAUUUCAAUUCAUAAAUAACUAAUUUUGACACGUAUAUGUGUAUGAGAAUAUAUAUGAAGUAUACACCUAUUUCAAAAAACGUUGUCGGUUGUAUAUCUAAAAUGAGAAAUCUGAGACCGAUUGGAAUUGUGGGGGACUGAGUGUUUUCUCGUUCAAAAUUCAAUACACACUUACCAAGAUGGUUUGCCAGUGCAGGUCAUCGCUCAAAGUUUGGACCCGUGCCCUGGCGAUUCCGGUGCCAUGCUCUAACCACUGAGCUACCGAGACUUCAAGGACACAUGUGGGUUUAUCGGGCCGAUAGGAGAUAUGUGUAUAUGUAUUUGAGAUGUAUAUUAACAGUAAUUUAUAUUGUAUAAAUAAACUUUCCUUGCUGCAAGAUUA
Messenger RNA from Actinia tenebrosa (Australian red waratah sea anemone), 3134 nucleotides. Its product is annotated as TNF receptor-associated factor 3. The record is from RefSeq and is a predicted model, not a curated record. Gene Ontology annotation, molecular function: tumor necrosis factor receptor binding; zinc ion binding. Gene Ontology annotation, cellular component: cytoplasmic side of plasma membrane; plasma membrane signaling receptor complex. Gene Ontology annotation, biological process: signal transduction; regulation of canonical NF-kappaB signal transduction; regulation of apoptotic process. NCBI's taxonomy places the organism in Eukaryota, Metazoa, Cnidaria, Anthozoa, Actiniaria, Actiniidae.